GUUGUAUUCAUGUUCAUGUUUGUUAAUCUCAAAGUCGAUUAGCCUUACUGGUUGUGCACGUUUUCUGCAUUGGUUGUGGUAAAAAUUAUAGUGAGAGGAAUCUUUCACUUUCACAUAAGCAGCUUCAACUGAAACACGUGAAAUACUUCACGAAGCUGAUGGGGAAUUACACAAGCGCGUAUCAUAAUGUUUAUAACAACAGACCAUUCACCUUGUUAUCAACGAAAUUAGCUACGGUAAAAUGCGUUCAUCGCACCUACAUUUCGGUAAAAGCGUCCGUAAAAGUUGGACGGAUUACUUUUGAUCUCAGUCAGCCAUUGUCGUUGAAGUUAUUGUCAGCAAAGGUGACAAGAUUGCAAAAAGGGGCAGCGACCGCUUCUUUGCUCCGAAUCCAUGCCAUCGAAACCUCGAUCCAGCAAGAUUGUCAAUUUUUGCCUUACAAUGUCUAGCUCCACCGAACAUCUGUCCAUGCACCGUUCAACAUCGAUGUCUAUUUGUCGAAGAACAUUAUAUUUAUGAACAGCUCAUGCAUCAUAUGUAUGACUUGAACUUAAUCACAUUAACGCUUCAGUCAAGCAGGGUUUUCACAAUAUCGAUCCUCCGA
Messenger RNA from Plasmopara halstedii, 604 nucleotides. RefSeq lists its product as uncharacterized. The record is from RefSeq and is a predicted model, not a curated record. The transcript has a single exon. Bases 159 to 449 code for a protein of 96 amino acids. NCBI's taxonomy places the organism in Eukaryota, Oomycota, Peronosporomycetes, Peronosporales, Peronosporaceae.